Gamsiella multidivaricata is the source of this 710-nucleotide messenger RNA. RefSeq lists its product as uncharacterized. Lineage: Eukaryota; Fungi; Mortierellomycota; Mortierellomycetes; Mortierellales; Mortierellaceae. The record is from RefSeq and is a predicted model, not a curated record. Bases 14 to 451 code for a protein of 145 amino acids. The transcript is spliced from 2 exons.
UCUGUAUUUGCACAUGCCUGUGGUGCUUGCUUGGCAUAUCACUUUAUUCGCCCUGACUGAGUGUUCUUUUGCGAUGCGUUUGUCGUGUGUAGUGCUGAUACCUUCUCUGUCUUUUUUUGGUCAACGAAGAGACAGUAAAACUUUCCAUGGUCGGCUGGUUUUACAAGGCAGCAUUGUUUAUGUAUCGCCAUGGGGAACAUACUCAGGUGGCAACGUUACGAUGGUUAAAAACAAAACCAAUAAGAGAAAAAGAGCGAUAGAAAGAGAGAGGGAGGGAGUGAUGGAAGAAGAGGGGAAGGGGAGGACGUUGGAGAGAAUGGCUGAUAGAUUCAUAGUAUACCAGGCACCAAAAAGUUACCGAAAAGUAGAUGGAGAUGCGGUGUGGGUGAAUAGACUACGCGGAGUCCAUCACUUUUCGCCCUCCACAACGUACAGUACAUGUACACUUUAAUCGAUAUAUUAAGGUUCGCUGAAUAAACGACAUCUUUCGGUAGUCUGCUUGCAGUUUAGUAUCUUUCUAUCCCCCACAUACUGCACGCAGUCCAAUCAAUGCAAUGCGCAGACACUCCUCCUCGAGCCCCUUCUGGCGUUAGUCUAUGGGCGAAAAUCUGCGUCAACAACAUAUCAACUGUUUGUGUCCAAAAAUGAAAGAGGAGAUGUAGGCCAAGUGGCAUUUUAUUUUUUUUGUGUCCAAAAAGUAUAGGCAGAAC